UCAUUUAUUCAGCCAAACACACUUAUCAAUAUUGCGAGAUCACUAUUAUUAUCUGUUAUCGACUAUGGACUUCCAAUCUACGGACAUCACGCAGGCAGCGAAUUAAAAAAAAUCUAUGCGCCAUACCAUACGGCAAUCAGACGCAGUCUACGAGUGUUUCCCACUACAAACGUCAAAAACAUCCUCGCCGAGUCUGGAAUGCCACAUAUUAACGAACAACUAGAGAAUAAUACACUGCGGCUCAUACCCAAGAUAUACCACGGCUCCAACCCAGCGUUGUACAAAGAUUUAUGUUCAGCCAUUCGACGCAAACGGACAUUAAAGAAACCUUCAACUAUACAUACAAUUUUGCAAUAUGCAAACAAACUCGACAUAAACCUUAAAUCGAAACUUUCGGUGACCAGCAAGUAUCCACCAUGGGCUCUAGACCCUUCUGUUAUAGAAGACAAAUUGAUGAGCCUCAACAAAACUUCCACAAACAGUAUCGCAUUCAGACAACUUCUCAUGCUCCGCGAAAACGAACUUAGGUCAGAAGGGUGGAAAUUUAUUUACACAGAUGGGUCAAAAAAUCUCCACAACACUGCAAACGCAGCUGUUUUGGAUAACUCAAAAACCAUCAAUAAGGGACUACUGUUGUCUCCCUGCUCCGUCUAUACUGCUGAAGCAUAUGCCGUAAAAUAAGCAGCUCAAUGGUCCACGUCAUCUAAGGGCAAAUAUGUAAUUUGUACUGGCAGCCUCGCAACAAUUACAGCUGUACUAAACACCCGCAACUUCCCAUCCCUAUCCACUAAAACUAAAUUAGUUAAACCUAAUGUGGAUUCCCGGCCACAGCGGAAUUCAAGGUAAUGAAUCUGCCGACAAAGAAGCGAAAGACACCACACAAGCUCCAUGUCACUUCGUCAAGACUAUAGAAAACAAUGACGUUAUCCGAUACGUAAAGAACUAUUCAAAAAACAACGUAAAGGCUACAUGGUAUAAUUACAACCACCUCUAAUGGUCCAUAAACCCCGAUCGCGAAAAAGCUAUAUACCCUUCCAGCUGCAGCAUUCCGGAAAUCAAAGUUUUCACUCGGCUCCAUUUAAGCCAUUGUACAUUAACGCACCAAUACAUUCUUCAGCGCAACGCAACCACUGGAUGCCGUUUCUGCAAUGGUACAACUACGUCUACAGAACAUAUUUUGGAUCAAUGCUCUGCCUUCCGCGCAUUCAGGGAUGAAUACUUUUCUUCUAGCCCUUCCAAACUUCUCAAAGAACUGACAACAGAUAAUAUAAGAAAAAUAUACAAAUUUAUUUGCAAAGCUCAAUUAAAGCAUCUUAUCUUAAAUAGAGUGUUACUUUCCAAAUAUGUUUAUACACAUUCUUGUACUGUAAAAAGACAUUCACGCAAUUAUAUACUUAUGUUACAAUUUAUAGAUUAAUAUUAGCCCACAUCCGAAGGCCCUGUAGCUAGUGCUGUUAUAUUCGUAGGUAGUAUAAUUAUUUAUAAUUAUAUUCCCUUUUAGUAAAUAAAUAAAUAAAUACAUUUUUAUAAAAAUCAAAUGAGGGUACUCCGGGGUACUUUUUUAUCAUCUACGGUAUAAUUAUU
Molecule: messenger RNA, 1584 nt
Organism: Rhagoletis pomonella (apple maggot)
Lineage: Eukaryota; Metazoa; Arthropoda; Insecta; Diptera; Tephritidae
Source: RefSeq, a predicted model, not a curated record